This is a messenger RNA of Truncatella angustata, 945 nucleotides long. RefSeq lists its product as uncharacterized. The coding region runs from base 1 to 945 and encodes 314 amino acids. Lineage: Eukaryota; Fungi; Ascomycota; Sordariomycetes; Amphisphaeriales; Sporocadaceae. The transcript has 2 exons. The record is from RefSeq and is a predicted model, not a curated record. Gene Ontology annotation, molecular function: oxidoreductase activity, acting on the CH-OH group of donors, NAD or NADP as acceptor.
AUGGAGAUAUACCCAAAAGAUCAGGAAGUCGAGCUCAAGACAGAGCCCGCCGUGCGCGGCGAUCUGACGAGUAGAGUGCUCCCCCAAAUGAAACUCGGGAAUGGCUUUCCUGGCUCUCUUGCGUCCCCGCCGCCACCCCUACCCCGCAACGUUUCUCCGGCCGAACGUGCUGCACUACGCUUCCGCCUCGUCGGCAGCGCCGCUAUUGUGACUGGUGGUGCCGGCGACCUGGGGUAUGCGGCAUCUCGCGCCCUACUCGAGCAUGGGCUUCAAGGUCUGAUGAUUUUUGACAUGAGUUUUCAAGAGGCAGACAACAAAGUCAAGAGUCUCAAAACCGAGUUCCCUGGCACUACAAUUUUGUCUACCAAAGUUGACAUUACCGACGCCGAAGCUGUCGCUAUAGCGGUUUCUGAAACAGCUAAUGUAUUUGGAAGUGUUGACAUCCUGUUGAAUUUUGCGGGGAUAGUCAACUGCCAGCAUGCCAUCGACAUGACAGCCAAUGAGUGGAGUCGCGUCUUGAACGUCAAUGCGACUGGUGGUUUUCUAUGCGCCCAGGCAGUCGCACGCCAAAUGAAAAAGCAGGGCACCGGUGGGAGCAUGGUCUUCGUUGCAAGUAUCUCGGCCCAUCGUGUCAACUAUCCACAGCCACAGGUGUCGUACAACGUAUCAAAAUCUGCUGUCGUGGCCAUGGUCAAAAGUCUAGCUGCCGAAUGGGCGCACCUUGGUAUCAGGGUCAACAGUAUCUCGCCUGGUUAUAUGGAUACGAUUCUUAAUGAAGGAGUCGGCCUGGAUGAUGCCAAAAACAUCUGGCUGAGCCGUAAUCCGAUGCACCGGAUGGGAUACCCGGAAGAACUGACUGGAGCACUCGUACUCCUCGCAAGUCGCGCUGGCAGUUAUAUCAAUGGUACAGAUAUUGUGAUUGACGGCGGGCAGACACUAUUUUGA